This is a messenger RNA of Calliphora vicina (urban bluebottle blowfly), 1390 nucleotides long. RefSeq lists its product as uncharacterized. Lineage: Eukaryota; Metazoa; Arthropoda; Insecta; Diptera; Calliphoridae. The transcript has 7 exons. The record is from RefSeq and is a predicted model, not a curated record. The coding region runs from base 67 to 1386 and encodes 439 amino acids.
UGUACAUUUAUUAUCACAAAGUUAAGUUACGUCUACUUUCUUAAUAUAAAAUCGUCUAAACGUACUAUGGGCAUCACAGAAACACCUCAAAUGGCAGUUUCCGUAUGCAAUAAUAGUUCCAAACUAACAUUGGAUUUAUUUAGUGGCAUUUUUCAACGUAUUGAACCUGAAGUACAAAUCGAUUCAUUUGAAGUAAAACAAGGAUCUGGUCGUGGUGAUAAUUAUACGGCCACAUUAUAUCGCAUACACUUGACAGGUCAACGAAAAUGUGCGGAUGAUGGCAAGAAACAAAAAUGGGAAAAGAAUUUGAUAUGUAAACGCUUGCCCGAAAAUUUACAAUUGCGAGAAGCCUACAAAAGCGAUAAACUUUUUAGAAAUGAAGUAGAAUUUUAUACCGCCAUUAUGCCAGAAUUACUAAAAUUUCAAGCCACCAAAACUGAUGAAGUAUUUAAAGCAAUGCCAAAAUGUUUUUAUGCUCAAUCCGAUCUACUAAUAAUGGAGGAUCUACGAAUACGAGGCUUUGAAAUGCCCGAUCGCAAGCAGGGCUUAACUGUGGAUGAAACGCACAUGGUAUUGAAACAAGUAGCACAAUUGCAUGCUUUAAGUUUGGCCUAUAAAUUUGAAAAUCCUAAACAAUUGGAGAAUUUACGAAAAACUACCGAAGAAGCUUUAUUCAGCAAUGACAAUGCGAAUUGGUAUAAAAAUUAUUAUGAGACCCUGACAAAGAAUGCCAUUAAAAUGGUUUCCGAUGUGUUGCCCGAAGAUUCCAAAUAUUUACAACUAUUUAAAGAGUUUGCUGAAACUUCAACAUUUUUCUCGCGCAUGAUACGUUUGGUUAGUGAAGAGUCAGCUUUGACGGCAUUUUGUCAUGGCGAUUGUUGGGCUAAUAACUUUUUGUAUCGUUAUGAAUUGAUGCCCAAUGGUGAAAAGAAAGUUUUAGAGGUUUGUUUAGUGGAUUUCCAAUUGAUACGUUACAGUUCCAUAGCCUUAGAUGUGGCCAACUUAUUAUUCUGUUGCACUAGCAAAUCGAUGAGAGAUGUAUAUUUGGAAGAUUUUAUAAAACUGUAUACAGCAGAAUUAUUUAGAUGGUUGGAAACUUUAUGCAGUCGUAUACCGGACUUUUGCAAUAGCGUAGAGAAAUUGGAUCAAAUUUUCCGACAGGAACUUAAAACCUAUGGACGCUUUGCUUUGGGCCUCUCUUUGGACAUUAUACCCAUUAGCACCUGUUCCUCUGAGGAUGCCCCCGACAUGUACGAUCAUUAUGACGACGAUUCUACAUUAAAGUGUGAAUAUGGUGCACCUGAAUUAAAUUUUCCGCCCAACGAUUUGUGCCGCCAAAAAAUGUCAGAAAUUGUUAUAGACAUGGUUGAUAACGGUAUGCUCUAAACUA